Messenger RNA from Trichophyton rubrum CBS 118892, 1698 nucleotides. RefSeq lists its product as uncharacterized. Gene Ontology annotation, molecular function: guanyl-nucleotide exchange factor activity. Gene Ontology annotation, cellular component: cytoplasm. The record is from RefSeq and is a predicted model, not a curated record. NCBI's taxonomy places the organism in Eukaryota, Fungi, Ascomycota, Eurotiomycetes, Onygenales, Arthrodermataceae. The transcript is spliced from 2 exons. The coding region runs from base 1 to 1698 and encodes 565 amino acids.
AUGGCGCCUGCACGAGCUUCGACGCGUGCCAAAGCAACUACAACAAAAGCACCCACCAAGGAAAAGACCUCGACUACGAUGACCAAAAAGGCUGGUGUGAAGAAGGCAGCUACCGCGUCUGCCGUGAAGAAGAAGACUACAGCUUCCGCCUCCGAGACGAAGAAGACAAAGCUCAAGACCGAUGCUGCAAAGGCUGCCGUAGGCGCCAACGCGAAAGCUACCACCAAGCGCAAGACGGCGUCGAAUGCCCGCGCUACUGGUGCUGUUGCAGGAGCCCCGGCUCCUCCAGCCCGCAAGCGGAAGACCUCUGCCGAUGAAGAGGUAGAAAAGGCGGCUGCUGAGCCCAAACCCAAGAAGGCUCGCGUCGCAAAGGCCCCCGUCACCCGCAAACCCAAGCCAAAAGUGGUGAUAAACAAGGCUCCUACGCAGAAGCUAAGAGUCUUUGUUUGCGGAGAAGGCAGCCAGGGAGAGCUCGGCCUCGGAGCUGCCAAGGGCACUGUUGACGUGAAACGUCCACGUCUCAAUGCCCUGCUGGCGCCCGAGGAUGUCGGCGUGGUUCAAGUCGCCGCAGGCGGAAUGCACUGCGUUGCGCUGACCCACGAUGGCAGGGUUCUCACCUGGGGUGUCAACGAUCAAGGCGCGUUGGGUCGUGACACCACCUGGGAGGGUGGCCUGAAGGAUAUCGAUGACGCAAAGAGUGAUGACAGCUCCGACUCCGGCAGUGACAGUGGGUUGAACCCCUACGAGUCCACCCCAACAGCCAUCCCAUCCGACGCGUUCCCCGAGGGUACUGUCAUCGUUCAAGUUGCUGCUGGUGAUAGCUCAUCUUUUGCGCUCACUGACGAUGGUUUGGUCUACGGCUGGGGUACAUUCAGAGGAAACGAAGGAAUCAUCGGCUUUGAUGCUGACACGAAGAUUCAGACAACCCCAAAGCUUAUCUCAGGCCUCAAGAAGAUUAUUCAUGUUGCUUGCGGCGACAACCAUGCCCUCGCUAUCGACAAUCGUGGCGCUGUUUUUGCAUGGGGAUCUGGUCAGCAGAACCAGCUUGGUCGCCGCAUCGUUGAACGCAACAAGCUCAACGGACUACAGCCUCGCGAAUUUGGCCUCCCAAAGAACAUCAUCCACGUUGGCUGUGGCUCAUUCCACUCGUUUGCAGUUCAUAAAUCUGGCAAAGUUUACGGCUGGGGUCUGAACAGUUACUGCGAAACUGGCAUUCAGCAAGGUGCUGGAGAUGAUGAGGCUGUUAUCCUUCACCCCACUGUCGUCGACUCCCUUAAGGACAAGAAUAUUGUCCAAAUUUGCGGCGGUUCUCACCAUACCCUUGCUCGCACAAUUGAUGGAGAUUGUCUUGUUUGGGGCCGUCUCGACGGUUUCCAAUCUGGUCUCAAGGUCGAUACCCUGCCUGAAUCUGCCGUCAUCAAAGAUGAUAGGAACCGUGCUCGCGUCCUGUUCGAACCCACUGCCGUCCCCGGCUUCAAGGCAGAAUAUGUUGCUGCCGGUGCAGAUCAUUCUAUUGCUAUCGACAAUGAAGGUCGCGCGUGGACCUGGGGCUUCUCCGCCAACUACCAGACAGGACAAGGAACCGACGAUGAUAUUGAAGUUGCUACCGUUGUUGACAACACCGCUGUGCGCGGAAAGAAACUGAAUACCGCCGGCGCCGGUGGACAAUACUCUAUCUUCACUGCCAUUGCCGAGUAA